UACGGCGUGUGUAAAGUUAUCGUUUUAAUCUGAAGUAAAGUGGCUUAUGCGUGCCAAUUGGAUGCUUAUCUAACAUCGCUUCGUUAACAGUUAAACAAUGCCCAAGCAUUCACGUGGAUAGCGUUCGCAACUUGCAUUGUUUAAACUUGAAGACAUUCCUUAGAUGGAAUUGAAAAAUGAUAUAACGCUUGUUUCAGCAAAUAUUCUUUUCAGUUUUCUUUAAUGUUGGAUUCGAGUUGGAUGAGUUAGACCUAGAUCGAGCAAACCGGUUGCUUCUGUCUCGAGUGUCGACAGUUAGUCGUCGGUCACGACAGACACUCGAUCGUAACGUUCUCUUCCUUCGGCUAUAUUUAUUCGUUCGUAUUGUUGCCCCGUAAUUUUUAAAAAUAUUUCAAUCGUUUGAAAUUCUUAUUCUAUCUGACUGGAACGUGUGCAUCGAUAUUCCGAACGGGUAUUUAAAAAUACUUUCGCGAGUGUUAGCGUCUUAUCCUUCGCAUCGAAAGAACGUGCUUGAUCGACGAUUUCAAUAUUUCAUUCCGUGAUGUGAAUUCGUGUAUUAAUAUUAUUAAUACUUUACUUCUUGGUGAAAAGUGUUUGAUAAUUGAAUGAACGAACUGUUUCCAAUAAUUGUUAUGUGAUCAAAUAAAUGUUAGCCAGAGAAAUUUGAAGAAGAAAUAAAUCGUUUUUAUAAGGCUGUUGUUUGCGUAGUGUUUCAUCGCAUCUUGUUUAAUCUUGGCGGGUCUAGAAUGUUGGAAAUAGAGGAGAGAGGAUACUUUCAUUGGGCAGAUUGGCUGGUGUUCGCGCUGAUGCUCGCCGUAUCUGCCGCCGCAGGAUUAUGGCAUUACAGGAGAGCGCAGAAGUCGAGCACGGAAGAUUAUCUCCUAGGAGGAAAGAGCAUGAGCCUCUUUCCCGUGUCCGCCUCCCUCGUCGCUAGUUUUAUAUCUGGCGUAACAAUUCUCGGCACACCUGCUGAAAUAUACAAUUUCGGGACCCAGUAUUGGAUCACCAUUAUUUCCAUAUUCUUCUCAGGGGUUGUAGUGGCCACCGUCUAUGCUCCAGUUUUCGUCUCCCUCGGAUUGAAUUCCGUUUACGAGUACUUGGAAAUAAGAUUCAAUCGAGGCGUAAGGACCCUCAUAUCGUUGAUCUUCGUUAUUGACGUGGUGCUUUACCAAUCGAUCGUGGUCUACGUUCCAGCGUUAGCGUUAAAUCAAGUGAGCGGCAUCGAUGUACAUUUGAUCGGGAUCAUUGUAUGCCUGGUGUGCGUGUUCUACACCGUUCUGGGUGGCAUCAGAGCAGUGGUUUGGACAGAUGCUCUUCAGGUUGCAGUCAUGGUAGCUGGGAUGUUAACAGUUACCGUAUUAGGUACUUAUCGAAUCGGUGCCGCAGAAAUAUGGAAAAGAGCCCAAGACGUCAAUAGAAUCGAAUUCUUAAACUUCGAUCCGUCUCCUUACACAAGGCACACAGUGUGGACGGUGUUGAUUGGAUCGUGGCUGUACAGUACCGCUUACAUAGCCGUCAAUCAAACCAUGGUGCAACGAUACAGGUCAUUGAAAGAUCUGAAAACGUCCAAACUAUCGCUGGCGAUAUUUACUAUUAGUAUUAUGUUAUUCAUUUCACUGUGCUGCUGGUGCGGCCUCGUUCUCAUAGCCUGGUGGUCUCCGCCAAAAUGCGAUCCCAGAGCUUCCGGUUUGAUCACUGCCGACGAUCAACUGUUACCCGGUUAUGUUAUGGAAAUAGCGGGUCGGUUGCACGGGGUGCCGGGUCUCUUUGUAGCUGGAAUUUUUGGAGCCGCCCUUAGUACUCUAUCAGUAGGUUUCAAUUCAACAUCCGUCGUGCUUCUGGAAGAUUUCGUGAAAGGUUGCUUCGGUAUGAAACUGACCGAUCGAUGUUCCACCAUUUUCGUUAAGACGGUGGUUGUCCUUCUCGGUUCCAUAGCCUUGGGUUUGAUAUUUAUGGUCGAGAAAUUAGGAGGAGUUUUAGCUAUAACCGGAAGUCUGGCUGCAAUUGCUGCAGGUACCUCUUUCGGAGUAUUUACGUUAGGUAUACUUUUCCCGUGGACAAACUCAAAGGGUGCAUUUAUGGGCGCCAUCGUAGGUUUCGUGAUCGCCGGAUGGGCGAGCUUAGGUGCAAAUUGGUCGAUUGGCGCUGGGUUACUGGUUCCUAAGAAACUUCCGGUUCCUCUCUCUCAGUGCUCGGGCAAUAUAUCCGAAAGUUUCCUGAAACAAUUUGAUCGUCCAAACGAAGAUGAUGUGUUUCCUCUUUAUCGAUUAUCUUAUCAUUGGUUCACCGGUUUGGGCACCUUAAUCGUAAUCGUUGUAGGUAAUUUCAUUAGCUGGUGGACUGGUCCCACAGAUCCUUCUUCCAUCGAUAAGAGACUUCUUUCUCCGUUAAUUCAUUCAUGGUUACCAACACCGAAAGACCAAAAUGGAACUACAGAAAACUCAACUGGAAUUCCUGCUUUACAAACAACAGCAAACAUGUUGUUGGCUGAUUUGAAAGAAAAACGAAGACGUGAAAACUUCCCCAAUGGAGUCACAAUAUAGUCUAUUUUUCUAUUGAAAAAUACUGUUUUGGGUGUUCAAGUUUUACUCACAAAAUCGUACCUAAAUCACAGUGAAGGAUACUCAGCUAUUUUUUGUCCUAUUCCCUUAUAGUAUUUGAGGGUAGAUACCAAACUCACGUUCCAAUCUUUAUCAGUCAGUUGUGGAUCAACUGAUAGAUUUUAAGUAGACCAAAUUAUAAGCAGAGAUGAUAUUUUUUUAAAUGUACUAACGUAUUGAAACACAACUAUCACAAACACUGCAGUAUUUUACAAUUUGUAAAAGAGAUAGAGAGAAAUAAAUGUUUUUUAUCAAAUGCUA
Osmia lignaria (orchard mason bee) is the source of this 2861-nucleotide messenger RNA. RefSeq names its product sodium-coupled monocarboxylate transporter 1. Gene Ontology annotation, biological process: transmembrane transport; sodium ion transport. NCBI's taxonomy places the organism in Eukaryota, Metazoa, Arthropoda, Insecta, Hymenoptera, Megachilidae. Gene Ontology annotation, molecular function: symporter activity. The record is from RefSeq and is a predicted model, not a curated record. Gene Ontology annotation, cellular component: membrane.